Molecule: messenger RNA, 3539 nt
Organism: Chiloscyllium plagiosum (whitespotted bambooshark)
Lineage: Eukaryota; Metazoa; Chordata; Chondrichthyes; Orectolobiformes; Hemiscylliidae
Source: RefSeq, a predicted model, not a curated record
GGUGUGCAUCUGUGCCCCAGUCAUUGGUGUGCAUCUGUGCCCCAGUCAUUGGUGUGCAUCUGUGCUGAUUUCAUCUCCAAAGAUAUUUUGAUUAUUUUCCUGUUUUCCAAUUUUGUCGAUUUCUGGGUGAAAGUUCCCAUCAGCAGCUUUGAUCGUUGGCAGCCAGAGACAGAAAGGCAGCCAGCUGGGAAGUGGGAAGGAGUUACUGAAUUAUCACUGGAAAGUUUGAUUAAAUCUAACUGGUACUGUUCUUCCAAGUACAGUCUCUCUUUCAGCAGAGAUGCCUGUGCUCAGUGGAGAUGCAGACAGACCAAUUGCAGCUGAAGUUAUGACUGAAGUGGAGCAAGAUCCUUUUGGAAAUGGAGACCUGGGAAUGAAGCAACGUGAUCGUUCACAGGAAAAUUGGGUCACCGUUGGAGCAACAGUUCCCACCGGUUUUGAGAACACUGCUGCUGAGGAGGUCUUGGAAAAAAUUGGAUCUGAGUCCAGGAUCAGCAAGGAUCGAGGAAAGAUCUACUUUGAGGUCUCCACAGAUAAUCUAUUUCAGAUUCAUCUUUUGAGAUCUGUUGAUAAUCUAUUUGUUGUUAUCCAAGAGUUUCCCCAUUACCAGUUUGGUGAAACCAAGGAAAGUGUCCUGGAGGACUUCAGACAGUUGGCUCCCCAGCUUCUUUGGGACUGUCCCCUUAAAGUUUGGGAAUUGAACAACAGUCUGAAGAAAAGGAAGGGCCAACGCAGGAAAGGCAGCCGAGGAUGUGGCUUAGGUCCAGAAGCAUCACGUGAAACUGGUAAAAUUAAAGUUGGCCAACGGGAGCCUGCUCCCUCUGACCAAUCAGCUACUAAUGAUCCAGCACAUCUUGGGACAGGAUUGCCUAUUAUCCACUCUGGAGCAAGUGGCGAUCAGCCUGAUGAAAUUGAGGAGUCCAGCGAUGCAGUUGCUCCCGGGGUGGUGCUAAGUGACCAAGCAAAGAUUUCACCUGAGGGGCUUCAAUCUGACAAUGACUGUCGUCCAGCAGCGAGUGAGGAUGAAGGAAAGGGACUGCGUCGCUUCCGAGUCACCUGCAACAGAAGUGGGGAUAAGCACAACUUCACCUCAAUGGAGGCAGCCAGAGAAUUUGGUGGAGCAGUGCAGGAUUUCUUCAAGUGGAAGGCCGACAUGACCAAAUUUGAUGUGGAGAUCCUACUUAACAUUCAUGAUAAUGAAGUAGUGGUUGCUAUAGCCCUGACAGAGGAAAGUCUGCACAAGCGAAACAUAACACACUUUGGGCCUACAACUCUUCGAUCUACUUUAGCUUAUGGGAUGUUAAGGCUUUGUAAACCUCAGCCAACUGACAUCAUUGUUGAUCCAAUGUGUGGAACUGGAGCAAUACCAAUUGAGGGAGCAUUGGAGUUCUCACAGUGUUACUUCCUUGCUGGAGAUAACAACAUACUUGCUGUAAACAGAUCUGUGAAUAACAUCAACUCUCUACAGAAGAAGAGACUGGAGAAGGGAAGGGUUACCUGGGGCAUGCCACUGGAUGUUGUACAGUGGGACAUCUGUAACCUACCACUGAAGACCAGUUCUGUAGAUGUAAUUAUAUCAGAUAUGCCUUUUGGAAAGAGGAUAGGCUCGAGAAGGAAAAACUGGGACCUGUAUCCAGCCUGUCUACAGGAAAUGGGGCGUGUGUGCAGGCCAGAGACUGGCAGAGCAGCCCUCCUAACACAGGACAAGAAAUGCUUUGUAAAGGCCAUGUCAAGAAUGGGGCACCUCUGGAGGAAGUCGCACACUGUCUGGGUGAAUGUCGGAGGACUCCAUGCUGCUGUAUACUUGCUGAAACGCACCAGUCUUUCUCUUGACAGAUUAUUUCAGAGACCUCAAGAUUCUGCUACUAGUGAGGAAAUUCCCUGUAAAACAGGGGCAAAAGAAUAAAUGGAGCUUGGAGUCUGCACUCACAAGGGAAAACAUUUUGUUUGGGCUAAAAAUGAGCCUUGCUGCAAAAGAGGGGAUAUGUUGCUGUCAAGUUUUACAUCCAGGAAAUCAGAGUGAGGAGGAGAGGUGCACCCUCAUGCCAGUUAAUAUCGGGUAGCAUUUUCAGAUUUCUGAAGCCUUAUCUACUUGACUGAAGGAUGCAGGAUAAUUGUGUGCAGCAUUUUAAAAAAGCAAAUACCUGUGGGGAUUCACAUAGGGAGAGAGAGAAAUUUGCAUAAAUGACCAUCUCUUUAACACUGGAUAUCAACCUUUACCUCUAGGAACCAAAUGAGAGCACCCCUGAGUUCACUUUCAUGGUGUUUUGAAAUAGAUCUGUUGCUGGACUUUGACCAUUUUUCCACACAUCGGUUGUGAAUGUUAGUCAGAUGAACAGGGCCAAGGAAAAAUAUAGGACACUAACAAUGGGGAAAAUCUUUCCUUCAAGUGAACUACAACCAACAGACUGCAAACAUUCUAAACUUCAGUUCAAGAAUUUCCUGUUCUGUCUGUGUUUAAAACUAAAGAACGCUUGAUGAAAGUUCACAGCCAGUGUCAAAUAUUUAAUUUUUUGGGGUGGAUUUGUGGUAUUAUAAUAAGAGGCUAAAAGGUAAAUGUUUAUUCUCCUCCUCUUCUAUAUGUUUAGUCUCACCUCUGCUAAAUGAUUGAUUCUCUUCCUUCGUGGUUGAAGUUUUCAGCAAGAUUUCUUUUCCCUAUCUGCCAUGACCGCUUUAAAGUAAUGGGCUUUAAUAUCUUGCUUUAUAAAUGCAUUGCACUGUAAUGCGAGGCAAUAAUGUUCCCAGUUCAGUGCCUGGAUGCUGGUUUUAAUAGUUGCCUUCAUUGCCUCUGGAUUAUAGAGGUAAUGGAAGAUUAGUCACCAUUGCCACUGCUCGUCAGAGCAAGUGUAGAACUGUUGGUUGAUGUUUCUCCAUGAUUAAAUUGUUAUCGUUUCAGGAGAAUAGAACUAUAUUUGAUUUGAGCUUCACCAUUUUCUAGUGUAGAGUGAAACUCUCACUAGCCUUUAGAGUUAUAUUCACAUUCUAGUAUUUAUCUGGUGCUUUAACAUAUGAAAAUGAAAACUAGCUGACCACUUCACACUGUUUAUAGUGCAGUGACUGCUAAUGUAGACACCUCUUCAAUUUGGGGUAUCUUAUGUUGUUUGCUGUGUAAUGGGAAGCAGGACUGACGACUGGGAUACCUUCAGCUUGAUGAUUGAAGACUGACCUAAUUGUCCUUACCGCAGUUGCAUUAAGAUUAAAAUACAGUUAGCAGAAAUACACAGGCCUGGCAGCACCUUCUAGAAAGGGAAGCUGUUAAUGUUUCAGGUCAAACCUUUUCCACUAUUGUUUGCCUCUCAACAGAUGCUGCCUGAAAUAUGAGAGAAAUUCCAGCAUUUCCUGUUUUUAUUUCAGAUUUCUAAUGUCUGCGGUUUUUUUGGUUUUGUAUCAUUAAAUGUAACAUCGGUGAUAUUAAACUGAAGAGUUUUCCCAGUGCUUUGAUGCUCUGAGAGGAGUUCGUGGGAUUGCAGCUGAACUCAAAUGAUACAUUUUGUUAUAUUAGAAAAUUAUUUAAAUUUUACAAUAAAGUUUUGUUCUGA